AAUUCAGCGCGUACGGUCGAUGGAGGAUGAAGUUUCACGAGGAAUUGAUAAUUUUUCAUUUAGAUAACUUUACGCCUCGUGGCUGCUCGUGGCUAGCCUAGAUCAAGCUCUGCUAGCCGUCUUUAGUUGUAGUUUUACAAGUGCCGCUUUCAUUAAACGCGAGUAAUUUUUAAAUUUUUUCAAACUAAACGAAUUUGAAGAUUUUUUAUUUAACUGACAGUUCAAGUGUCAAAUAGUUGUCAUUAUGAGUAACCAAAAGACUGUGCCAAAUGCAGUGAAGUUUCUCAUAGGAGGAACCGCAGGAAUGGCUGCAACAUGUUUUGUUCAACCAUUAGAUUUAAUAAAAAAUCGUAUGCAAUUAAGCGGUACAAAAACAUCAACUAUGAGUAUAGUAUAUUCUAUAAUUGAAAAGGAGGGUUUCCUAGCAUUUUAUUCAGGUUUGUCUGCUGGUUUAAUGCGUCAAGGUACAUAUACAACUACCAGACUUGGUAUUUAUACCUGGCUGUUUGAAGUUGCUUCAAAGGACAGUCAACCUAACUUUGCUGUAAAAGCAUUGAUAGGUAGUACAGCUGGUUGUGUAGGAGCAUGCGUAGGUACUCCUGCAGAAGUUGCUUUAAUUAGAAUGACUGCCGAUGGCAGACUACCUCCUGGUAUGUCUAUAAUUUGUUCUUCCUUUGGUCAGGAUUUCUCAAUGCUGAACAGUGUUGUGUUUUUAGCUGAGAGACGCAAUUAUAAGAAUGUAUUUAAUGCGCUGGUUCGUAUAGUGAGAGAAGAAGGUGUUUUAGCAUUAUGGAGAGGCACUGUGCCAACAAUGGGAAGAGCUAUGGUUGUAAAUGCUGCUCAAUUGGCAUCGUAUUCUCAAACUAAAGAAAUUUUACUUAACACUGGCUACUUUAAAGAGAAUAUCACAUUGCACUUUGUAAGCUCCAUGAUUUCUGGUUUAAUAACAACUGCUGCUUCUAUGCCAGUUGACAUAGCUAAGACAAGAAUACAAAACAUGAAAAUUGUGGAUGGUAAGCCUGAGUUUAAAGGUGCAAUAGAUGUCAUAGUUCGGGUUUGUCGAAACGAGGGAUUAUUUUCAUUGUGGAAAGGUUUCUUCCCUUACUACGCUCGUUUAGGGCCGCACACUGUGUUGACAUUUGUUUUCUUAGAACAAAUGAACACAAUGUAUAAAACACAUUUUGCAUAACCAUAAAUAAUACGUAAAUAUGGCAAAUAUACGUGCAGUAAAUCGAUAUCUUCGAAAAGAUUUCAAACACUUAUUUAAUGCAAUUUUUAGUUAAUGCAUUGUCUUAUAAAAAAGAUUUCAAAAAAAUCUGUUUGUAUUUAGAAACAUUGUUGUAGGUUACAUUCACUCUUCCAGUGCAGUGUUCAUACUAUAUUAUUUGUGACUAGUGUGUGCUUUAUACAUGCUUCGUACAAAUCUUCGUCGAGAUAAAAAUGUGCUUGCAAAACGUUUUCUUUGUUACAAGUACUUUGUUAUUGUCUAACUUCCGUUUGUUUGGAAUUUUAUGUGAUUAUUAAUUCGAAAUUACAUCACAGUUGCGUAACUAUUGCAUGCAUAUUUUUACAAUGAUAAAUCUCAAUAUUUUUUUUUUGUACAAAAACGAUACAUUCUAUGAACAUUCUUCUAAGGAAACACAAAUCGUUUGAUACGAUUUUUUUACUCGUUAUUACCAUAGAAAAUAUAUAUUUUAUUUUUUGUUUUGUAAUAUUUAUAUUGUGUAAGAUUUCCUACCAUAAAAUUGCAACCCAAUUAAACUAUAUAAAACAAAUACAUUUUUAUAGUAUUUGUACGAAUGAGAUUGCAAUGAAUUGUACAAACUAUAGUGAUCAGCAACAUGUAUAGUUACUGCCAGUAUAUAUUCUUUGAAUUGUAUAAAUAAAUAUUAAAUAAACGGAAAAUGUUAUUUUUCUA
Hylaeus anthracinus is the source of this 1918-nucleotide messenger RNA. RefSeq names its product mitochondrial 2-oxoglutarate/malate carrier protein-like. Bases 245 to 1189 code for a protein of 314 amino acids. The record is from RefSeq and is a predicted model, not a curated record. Gene Ontology annotation, molecular function: oxaloacetate transmembrane transporter activity; malate transmembrane transporter activity; antiporter activity. The transcript is spliced from 5 exons. Gene Ontology annotation, biological process: thiosulfate transport; succinate transmembrane transport; malate transmembrane transport. NCBI's taxonomy places the organism in Eukaryota, Metazoa, Arthropoda, Insecta, Hymenoptera, Colletidae.